CAGGCGUCUGCUGCGGAGACAACAACAUACCUCUGUCGCUGUUGGAAGUUGAAUUAUGAAGGCGCAAAAACUGUUGGACAAAAUGGGAGAAGGCUCUUCGAUAAAAAACCUAUCUGGGAACCUAUAACUUGGAUGAGUAUCUUUUGUUGCGUCGAGGUGCUGCUGCUCUGGAUCAACAGCGUCAGACGUGGAUUUGUGUCGGCGGAGGAAAGGGCAGCUUGUGGCUGAAACACUGACAGCUGGGCUCUGCAAAGGGGAGGAAAAAUGAAGUUCGCCCAGUUUUUGUUGAAAAACGGCUCUCUAGCUGGUAUACCGAAACAAGUGGAGAAGUUUUCCAAGUUUUCCCCUUCGCCCUUAUCUAUGAAGCAGUUCAUUGAUUUUGGCUCUACAGAUGCAUGUGAGAAGACCUCCUUUGUGUUCUUGCGACAGGAACUUCCUGUCAGACUGGCUAACAUCAUGAAGGAAAUUGAUUACCUACCUGACAAGCUCCUUGGCACUCCAUCCCUGAAGCUCCUCACCAGCUGGUAUUCACAGAGUUUGCUGGAGCUCGUGGAGUUUUUAGAGAAAGAUCCAGAUGAUAAAGAUGUCCUGAAAAACUUCACGCAGAUCCUCGUAAACGUCAGGAACCGGCACAACAACGUGGUGCCCACCAUGGCUCAGGGCGUGUUGGAGUACAAGGAGGCCUUCGGGGUGGACCCCGUCACCAACCAGAACGUUCAGUACUUCCUGGACCGCUUCUACAUGAGCCGCAUCUCCACACGCAUGCUCAUGAACCAGCACACUUUAAUCUUCGAUGGCAGCGUCAACCCCGCCCACCCCAAACACAUCGGCAGCAUUGACCCCACCUGUGACGUCGUGGAGGUCGUAAAAGAUGCCUACGAGACUUCAAAAAUGCUGUGUGAGCAGUAUUAUCUCACCUCUCCUGAAAUGGAGAUCACAGAAGUCAACUCUAAAAGCUCCGACCAGCCCAUCCACAUGGUGUACGUGCCCUCCCACCUUUACCACAUGCUGUUUGAACUUUUCAAGAACGCUAUGAGAGCUACGGUGGAGACCCAUGAGGCGGCCCUGACGCUGCCUCCUGUCAAAGUGCGCGUGUCCCUGGGUGACGAAGACCUCACUAUCAAGAUGUCUGACAGAGGAGGCGGAGUCCCUCUCAGGAAGAUCGAGCGUCUCUUCAGCUACAUGUACUCCACAGCUCCCAGUCCCGUGCACAUAGAUAAUGCGCGUAAUGCUCCUCUGGCUGGUUUCGGCUACGGCCUGCCCAUCUCCCGCCUGUAUGCCAAGUACUUCCAGGGAGACCUGCAGCUCUACUCUAUGGAGGGCUACGGCACCUCAGCCGUCAUAUACUUGAAGGCCCUGUCCACGGACUCCGUGGAGAGGCUCCCCGUUUUUAAUAAGUCGGCCUUGCGGCAUUACCAGACCAGCACGGAGGCCGACGACUGGUGCAUGCCCAGCAAGGAGCCCAAGCAGCUGGGCAAAUAUGAGCGGACGCGAUGAUGGUGGACUCGUUCAACUGAGUGUGAUAUCACUGAGGAGAAGCAACAGCUCCUUUCCGCGUGCUACGGGACCUGGAGUUAAGCCGACAAAAUCUGGAAAAUGCUCAUUGUGAGUAUCAAAAAGGAGAAAUGCAAAACAAUAACCUGCUUUCAGACCCACCUCCACACCUAACAAAACCCUUGCAAAUAACUGUAUUUCUAUUAUCUAUGUGCUUCUUAUGGAAACGGAACAAGUAUUAAUCUCUCUUUGGGUCAGCGAUAGCGGGACGAGCACGUUAACGGUUUGUUUUUAUCAGUUGUUUCCUCUUUCAAGGUGUAUCAUUUCAAAGUCCACAGAUAAAUACUCCUUAGUGAUGUAAAAAAGUAAAGAAAAUUCCAGAGUAAAAGUUCUGUUUUUUGUGUUUAGUUGAAGGCGAAUCGGGGCAGGGGAAAAGUCCAGUCAGAACCAGCUCCAGCGAGGUUUCUCAGGUUAAAUCACGUCGCGUGAUCGGUUCAGUCAGCGUAAACGCAAAGGGAGCAAAGUCUGUUUAGAACUUUCAGCUGUCAUUUUCAGCUUUGCUACGUUAGCGCGACAGCUGCUGCACUGGGAUUAUUUCCUGCUUCGAAUGAUGGAGAUGUAACGAGUUGUUUCAGUUUAUUGGUAUUUUUAAAAUGAAAUGAAAAGAAAAGAUUGUGAAUGCAGCUAACCUUCCUGCUUUAAAUUACUGUAGCAAUAAAUCAAUGCACGCACGCCUAAAUGACUUUUAAGCUGAGUCAUUUUAAAAAUGCUUCUGUUGUUAGAUGUUAAGGUGCCUAUGAAAUGAAAAUGAGACAGACUGAAAGUAAUUUAACCUUUUAUUAACUACCUUUUUAACUUGCUUAACGACAAGUUGGGAGGGUGCGUUAAUCCACUCCGUCAGAUGCAUACAGAUGUUGGAGCAACACAUGCUGCCAUCCAGAUGUAUUUUACCCAACCAGGUACAGCAUGAGCGUAUGUAACGCCCUCCUAAAAUAAUCCAGGUGCCCACUAGUCUCCCUGGGGUCCGUGUAGAGCCGUCACACAGAAAGGAUGUGGUGCUUUAUUGAAGACAAACAUGAGAAGUGAGGACAUACGUGAGCUGAGGACAUUACGCUACGUCCCAUUUCAAGCUUUGUCGCUUCUGAUAUUAACUUAUGUAUUUUGAAAUGUGUUAUUCACAGACAAGUAACAUUUUUCAGUUUGAUUAUUAACAUUUAGUCUAUUUUCAGAUGAACUUGGUGUUUAAAUGAAUUGCAAGCAUGAAUAUUGUUUUUUGACUUUUAUUUCCAACUUCUUUGUGAAAUGUUGAAUGAAUCUGUUGCAGAAGACGGACCUUCAGGUCCCUGUUAUGUAACACGUUGUAAACCAUUAUCCUGUUAUCUGGCAGCCGCACACACACACUGAGUGUGACAGACACGUGAGAGCGAUUCAGAAAAACGCUGGACUGAUCUCGCAGACACGGGCUCGUGCAGUAUGGACUGAAGUAACAGUGCCACAUGUGUCUCUGUGACAUCCCUGUCAUACUUUCAUUCGCUGUUUUUUUUUCUGUGUCCUGCCUUCUUUGCCUAGUUUGAAGCCUUUUGGGAUUGCUUUCAUGUUUUGUUUAAUUUUGUGAAACACCUCCGAUUUCAGACCCCUGUUGUACGCUGUAAGCAUCACUCUAAGGCCAAGUGUUACUGUGCUCAGUUUGUGGUUCGUCACUAAAAGGACCAGUGAAUGUUGAGAAUAAACUUCUCAUGUGAACUCCAA
Molecule: messenger RNA, 3243 nt
Organism: Cololabis saira (Pacific saury)
Lineage: Eukaryota; Metazoa; Chordata; Actinopteri; Beloniformes; Belonidae
Gene: pdk4
Product: pyruvate dehydrogenase kinase, isozyme 4
Exons: 11
Coding region: 265-1497 (410 amino acids)
Biological process (GO): regulation of glucose metabolic process; protein phosphorylation
Cellular component (GO): mitochondrion
Molecular function (GO): pyruvate dehydrogenase (acetyl-transferring) kinase activity
Source: RefSeq, a predicted model, not a curated record